AUGCCCCGAAAGCCACCACAACCCCUGCCCACCAUUCCCAAGGCUGAUGAGAUCGUCCCCAUGGUCAAGCGCAUCCUCGCAGCUCAGCAUGCCGCCCGUGAACGUGCCGCCGCAACCAUCUCCCCCUCCCAGGCUACCUUCGCUAACGUCAUCGCCCCGUUCCUCGAAGCCGAUGACAGCACGCAGGGCGAGACAGGGGUCUUUGGCCUGCUCCGCUUUUCUGGGCCGGACAAGGCCACGCGGGAGGCCGUCGAGGAGGGGCUGAGGCUCUGGGAUGCGUCGACGGCGGAGAGGUUGCGUAUGAAGGGGGUCUACGAGCUCGUGCGUGCCGUCAGAGAGAGGAAUGAGGAGCUGGGGCGCGAGGAGAGGAAGAUAUUGGAGGAUUUGUGGCUGGAUUAUCGCGAGACUGGGCAUGGGGUUCUUGAUGGGGAGGGGAUUGCGGUUUAUCUCAAGAGGAGGAAGAUGAUUGAGGAGUUGAAGGGGGAGUUUCGAAAGAAUUUGUACCAGGGGGGCGGUGGGUUGUGGUUUGAUGAGGCAGAGCUGGAAGGCGUUCCAGCGUCGGAGAUGGAGAGAUGGAAGACUGGGACGGAGAGUGUUCCCGAAGAGAAGGGGAAAAGGUUUGUGCCGUUGGAGCGGGCGGAUUAUGACGCUGUUUUGCGACAUGCCCGCAACCCAGAGACACGGAGGCGGAUGUAUGUUGCGUUUGAUCACAGGUUUCCCGAGAACGUACCGCUAUACAAGGAGAUGUUGGUGUUGAGAGACGAGAAUGCCCGAUUGUUAGGGUACAAGAGCCAUGCGGAUUUCCGGAUGCAGAGAAAGAUUGCGCCGUCGACGAGAUGGGUCGAGAGCUUUUUGGAGCGAUUGAGAGAAAAUCUGAUGCCCAGAGGGAAGGAGGAGAUGAGGAGGCUCGAGAGGAAGAAGGCGGAGCAUCUGCGGUCACUUGCUGGUGGAGGCAAAGAUUGCGAGAACUGGAGGGUGAUUUUGCCGUGGGAUUUUGAAUAUUAUACGCGCCUUCUCGAAGAGGAGGGCCAUGUCGAUCAUGAGAGGGUUUCGGAGUACUUUCCCCUGAGGCACACGCUGUCUACCAUGUUGGGUCUGUUUACCGACUUCUUGGGCCUCGAAUUCGUCGCGGUUGCUAAAGAGGACCUGAUUGGCAAGGUCUGGGAUAAGGAGGUUGAGGUUUGGGGCGUCUGGGAGGGGAGAGGGGAGAGAAAGGGGGAGUUUGUGGGGUAUCUCUAUGCUGAUAUCCUCUGGAGGGAGGGCAAGUAUCGUACGGCGUGCAACGUCAACUUGCAAUGCGGGUAUGUCAGGCGCGAUGGGAGCAGAGUAUACCCCGCCACGGUCCUAAUGUGUGCAUUCCAACCCCCGACGGCAGCUUCUUGCGCGUUGUUGAAGUACCGCGAGGUAGUGACCUUAUUUCACGAACUUGGCCACGGCCUCCACGACCUCGUCAGCAGGACAAACCACACCCGCUUCCACGGCACGCGCGUCGCGCCCGAUUUCGGCGAGGCGCCCAGCACAAUGCUGGAGAAGUGGUGCUGGAUGCCGGCAGAGUUGAUCAAGAUGAGCCGGCAUUAUACGCGGGUGGACGCGGCGUACAUGUCUAAGUGGAAAAAGGAGCAUCCUGCCGGGGAAGAUCCGCCGCCGGAAAAGAUUCCGGAGGAGCUUGUAAAGAGGUUGGUCGAGAGCUGGGAGUUGAAUCGAGGAUUGUGGUUUCUGCGACAAUUGGUCUUCGCGACGUUUGACUUGGCCGUCAACACCCAAGAGUCCACCCAGGUACUAAGAGAUCUGGACGAAGUCGAGUUGUACAAUGACCUCAACGACUCUCUCACCUUGAAGCCCAACCCAGACAAACGAGGCUAUGGAAUUGUCCAUUCGACACAUCUCAUUUCACUGUACGACGCGGGAUACUACGCCUAUCUGAGUGCUCAAGCCUUUGCGGCAGACUUCUUUGAGACGCAUUUCGCUCGGGACCCCCGCAGCCCGGAAGCUUGGGAUAGAUAUCGGCGGGAGAUUCUGGAGUCCGGUGGGAGCAGGAAUGCGAUGGAGAUGAUGACCGACUUCCUCGGUCGGGAGCCUGGCCCGGAAGCUUUGCUGCGGAGUCUUGGCCUAGAAGUUGGCAGAAAACCUUCGACUGUUCAGAGUCGUGCUGGAGUUCCCUGA
Molecule: messenger RNA, 2163 nt
Organism: Colletotrichum spaethianum
Lineage: Eukaryota; Fungi; Ascomycota; Sordariomycetes; Glomerellales; Glomerellaceae
Product: saccharolysin
Exons: 5
Coding region: 1-2163 (720 amino acids)
Biological process (GO): peptide metabolic process; proteolysis
Cellular component (GO): mitochondrial intermembrane space
Molecular function (GO): metalloendopeptidase activity
Source: RefSeq, a predicted model, not a curated record